GGUCAAGAUUACAGUUAAAUAACAUAUUUCAAAUCAGCAGUAAAAUCUGAAAACACCGGAAUUAUAAAUUGUAUUUCUUUUGCUAUUUUUCAAGUCUGGUUCAGCUACUGCACAUGCGCGUUCUCGAGUUUAUUGACGUGCGACGUCUGUAUCUAAAAGGUGAUUGGCUCAUUUACACGUAAGGCGGGACGUGCUAUUUUAUUUACAUCCGCCAUAUUGGGCGUUCCAAUUUCUUUAUUUUAGUACAAGUGUGGUCCGUCUCUGCUAAACUUUCUCAAGUACAUUAUUGCGUGCUUAUAAGUUCUGCAAUUGAUUAUGGUGGCAUAUGGAACAGCAAGUGAUUCACUACUGAUGAAAAUAGAAUAUAUUCGAGAAUAUAAGUUUUGUGUGUUUAUAAAUUUAUAUAAGAAUGGGCUGUCCAUCCGCAUCGCUGUUCCAAACUCCAGUUCAGUUGAUUUACCAACCGUGAAAACACAAGCGGAGAAGAAGAACUGGCAAGUCACGUGACUCAAGUGUGCAACUGCGCAUGCCCAGUGCCGUUGGUGAUUCCAGUUUUUCUGUUGCUGUUUGACUAAUCUGUGUCUACUCUGCUCUUAUUUUCCUUUCAGUUUCUGUUCGUGUUCAGCUGUAGAUUUCUCUGUGAGAUCUUCAUUGGUUUUAAACACUGUGUCCUGAUCAUGGCGUCUGAGGACGGUCUCAUGUCUCCUGAAUCGACCGUCACCUCGCUGUUGGCCACAUCAGGACAUCUGCGGAGCUCUUUAGUCCCGGAGCCCGUCCCGUCCAUCAGAUACAGAGACAGACCGUACGUGUCGGCGUCCGAGGCGCUGGACGCUUACAUCGCUGAUUUCCAGAGAAGUCUGCGGGAUUCGGAGACAUCGACAGGGAAACUGGAGCUGGCCAAAGAAAUAUCAAAACCUCAUCCACGAAACCGAGAUGUCCUGAAAACAAGUUUGACUGAUGGCGAGCUGAAAUUCCUGAACAUUCCCAUCAGGAAUAGAGACUGUGAUCGCCUUAGUGUGACCACUGAUGACCUCGUUGCUCUCCCAGCAGACGGAUCGCUCCCCGUGACCCGCACCUCUGCCCUCCUGUCCCAGUCAGGGAGCUUUCCGCUGGGCUUGAGCCUCAACUCGAGCUCCUGGUCUCAAUCUCACUUCAUGCACCGGCCUGCUCCUCACAGAGCUCCGCCCACAGGAAGAACACCAGCGGGCAGGAAACCCUUCCCUGUGGAUGAUUUACGGAUGGGCGGUUCGCGAUCACAGCGUCAAGCUCCGUCCAAUCGGACGUAUCCACCCGACACGCCCAGAUCUCAUUUUCUCCCUCGCUGGAUGACCAGUCAGAAAUCUGAAAUGGAUUUUUCCGGAAUGUCCAGCGUUCCGGACCUCAUGUACCCGGGGUGGCUUAAACAGUGUGAAGAAUCUUCUGACGCCCCGUGGCGUGAUCCAGCUCUAUCUGUCAGAGUUCCAUCCUGGGUGGGAGAACUGGACACAUUCAGUGACACUAAAGAGCACAGAGAGGUCAAAGGUCACUUAGGGGAUCUGGAUGGCUCGAGUGGUCAAUCCAGUCUGAGGGAGCUUCGUUUACAGUUUUCGGAGAAACUUAACACAGCAAAGAGACGAGAGAUCGGACAGCUGUUCAAAGGUGAUCAGGUGGCGUCUCUGAUCUUCAGAGCCGAGCAGGUGUUGAACUCUCCUUCUAUCCGUCUCUGUGAAUCUGCAGAGCAACACAACAGCUCUGGAGAUACGGAGGAAGCUCUGGACGCUGACCGAUCCUGGGACAAUCCACCGGUGACAUUUAAAGCUCCAGUGCCAGUGGGCGGCGAUGAUGAGCCACCAGCUCCUGAGGAACUGCAGAGGAGCAAGUCCACAGCUUCCUGUUCAUCCGGAUACAGCAGCAGGAAACAUCCGGGCCCAGUGGAGACUCUCAAACACAUGCUGUUCAGUCUGCAGGCCGUACAAAACGACAUCAACCAAUCAAAAACGUCCAGUGACAUCACAGAUACACCUGAACACCUGCAGAGAGACACGAUGGAGCAGGUUCCUCAGCUGGAUGAAACCGUUGCGUCCGCAGACGGCGAGUCCUUACAGAGAGCUCUUCAUCAUCUGCAGAAAUUAAAAACCCUCGUGGAUGACAUGAACGAGAGGAACGCCGCAGCAGUGCAUGAUGGGAGACAUGAUACAGAGAAGCCUGCGGAUCACAAAAAGUGCCAAAAUCAACAAGCAUUUGUGAAUAAAUGAUCCUACAAACACUAUGACAUUAAAGAAGUCUUAUUUUUGUACACAUAUAACUGAUUAUUUGUGCUGUAAGUCGUUCCUCUGAAUUAAACAUGUUGCCAUAUAUAUGUUAAUUAAUGCAUUACAUGUAUGUUUGCCAGGUCUGAUUUCAUCUGUUGGAGAAUCUGUAAAUAAUCCUUUGUACUGUAUCUGUAUGAUCGUGUAAUUGAAUGUUUAUUUAUGCAUUGUUACAAUUACCCGGUUAAAACUGGCUGCACUAAUGUGUUUAAUGCAUCUCUGUGAGAUUAUAAAGAAAAAUACUUGAAAAUCCGAAAUAGAAGUAAAUAUUUGAUGAAUAUCGCACUACGGCAAAGCCGUUUUAAGUUCAGUCAUCCAUCGUUUCCCAAAGAAUGUCGUUAUGGAGAUCAGUUUUGGUGGAUGAUAAUGUCGUCCCAGUGUGAAGGAGAGGCGUAUCAUUGUGUUAUCUUUUAAUAGGGGUGCAUUGAUGUGAAAAUGUAAAUAUGACGCAUCAAUUCCUGAAUUUACAGAAACCGUCUCAGAUUACAUGUGCACCACAAACUUUUUGCAACCAAUCUCGACUUUGUCAUUUUUCAGAACUGCGUGCAUCAAUUCGAGCAAAAUAAAGCAUUUAUGCUUGUCUUGACCGCUAUAUUACGCAUGCUGUUAUAGGCGUACGCCAUUUAAUUGUUAGUUCUGUGAAACGAGACUUAUCCGCCUGUAUUCAUUGCUAUUUUAAUUAUGGUUUGUACCUAAAUGUUCCCAUUAGAUGAUAUGCAAGUGACUGUUACACAUGAUGAUCAACGUUGUAUACCGUCCGCUUGGUAGUUUGCAUCAAAUGCCGAAUUUAUGUUGGCUCACUAAUUAAUGUAACAUCAAUAUUGUUUAUAUAUGCAGUCACAGAUAAACCAAAGCGCCCUGUACACAUUCCCCAAAUGCAAAUCCUGUUCAGUAAAGAUUUUGAAUCUUACCGAUGUGUGUUCUUUCGUUUAACACAAAGCAUGUUUAACACAAUGUGUUUAAUUUUUUUGAGCCAGUGAAUGUACAAGCUGGUGUAUUUUUGCAUUAAAUAUGCUAA
Molecule: messenger RNA, 3306 nt
Organism: Xyrauchen texanus (razorback sucker)
Lineage: Eukaryota; Metazoa; Chordata; Actinopteri; Cypriniformes; Catostomidae
Gene: c35h18orf54
Product: chromosome 35 C18orf54 homolog
Exons: 8
Coding region: 678-2234 (518 amino acids)
Source: RefSeq, a predicted model, not a curated record